Leptidea sinapis is the source of this 1909-nucleotide messenger RNA. RefSeq lists its product as uncharacterized. The record is from RefSeq and is a predicted model, not a curated record. The transcript has 2 exons. Bases 91 to 1578 code for a protein of 495 amino acids. NCBI's taxonomy places the organism in Eukaryota, Metazoa, Arthropoda, Insecta, Lepidoptera, Pieridae.
GUUUCAUCCGGCACUAAAUACCUUUGAACUCCGAGUGCAAUCUUCGACGUUUCAUUAGGGUUUCAUUAGAUUACUGUUACAACAAGCAGGAUGUAUACCAGAUCAAAACGAAGGAAUAUCUGCGCAACAUGCACACACACUAUAAAAGUGAAAGAAUAUUUGGAAUGUACUAAUUGCAAUAACACGUUUGACUUAAAAUGUGCUAGCAUUACUUUAAAAAGAUACAAUUCAAUGUCGACCGAUAAGAGACUCAAAUGGAAAUGUCAUAAAUGUAGGAAAAGCUCUACACAGGAAAUAAAAAAUCUUUCAAAUACUGAACAGCUGACACAAAGUAUCUCGUUAGAUAAAACCAUUUCAAAUAUUAGUAAUUUAUCCAGCAAGAAUACUCUCACACUACAUAAUCAAUCAUUAGAAAAUAUAACAUUUUGUAGUUCAAUGAAAGACCUACAUAAUUCAACAUUCAGAGAUGUCAGCACAUGUAGUUUACCAGAUCUUGGUACUGUCGAAAGCUCACAGGUUUUAGACCUUAAACAGGACUUAGCAACCCUAUCUGGGCAAUUAGAAAGUGCUCAUGAAGAAAUUGCCCAACUAAAUAUAGAAAACACAAAACAAAGAAAGUUAAUUGAAGAAAAUGAAAAACAAAUAAAAUUACUUAAAACAUUGCUAAGCGACGGUAAUUCUUCAAUCAACUCCACACCGCUACGAACAAAAACAAAGAAAUCUAAACGCACACCGUCAGUAAAAUCCUCUAUACAGAACAAUAUAAUAUCUCAUAAAGCAAUAGAACAAAUACCAAUUAAUUUAGAAAAUGCACCAGCAGUACCACUAAAUUCUGAAUUUAAUAAAAAACUCGCUCAAAAAAGUACCAAUAUUCAAAGAAAAUCAGGAAGAAAAAUUUACAUUAUAGGAAGUCAACAAUCUAAAAAUUUAUCCUCAGCGCUCAUUCAGUCGAGAAGAACUAAUCCGUAUGAAAAAUAUACAAUUGAAGCGUUCAUCAAACCCGAUGCAACGACAGGGGACAUCCUCAAAUCUUGUGAGUUGUAUGAUUUUUCCUGUAACGACAAAUUAAUAUUAACUGUAGGUGAAAAUGACUGUGAUCCAAUUAAAAUAUCAUCUGACUUAUAUACAAAAAUAAAUUCUCUACCACAAGUCCAUAUUAUUGUAACUAGUGUGACUUUCAGUAGGCAUUUGAAUGAACUGAAACUUAAUGACAUGUUGCGAUUGAUAUGUAACAAGUUUCCUAAUUGUACGUUUCUUAAUCUCGAUGAAAACAUUUAUCGAAAUAACACGCCGUAUUAUAAUAUAUGCCAUAAAAUAAAUCUCGUAAUUGACCAAAUAGACUACAAUAAAAGGUUUUUGAAUUUCAAAAAACAAAGACACAUAAAUCGUUCCACACUAAAAGGAACGAUACCAUAUUAUUUUAAGAAAGUGACUCAUGGCGUAACUUCAAAAAAUGAUCAAACUUUAAAUUCAUCUCAGGAUGCACCAAAGAAGGGAACAAUUCCUUUUUAUUUUAAACCAAAUAAAGUUGAUGACAGCAAAAAUGGGGAAAAACUGUUUUUUCGUGCCAAAAAUUAAUAAUUCAACAUGCACUUGUAAAGUUCUUCACCAAAAUGUUGCUGGCUUUCUAGCAAAGAAAGACUUAAUAGAAAUCAUGGUUGAAGAUCUGCAAAAUACAGAUAAAAUUGACAUACUAUGCUUCACGGAAACAUUCAUUCCAAAAGGGCAUGAAAGUAAUAUAAAACUAAAUGGGUAUCUGUUAGCAUCAAAUUACAGUAGAAUAAAAAGAAGGGGUGGUGUUUGUAUAUUAACAUCACAAGGGAUAGGAUCAAAAAAUUUAGAAUACCUACAUACUUUGUGUGAACCGAAAGCAUUUGAAUGUUGUGGGAUAGACAUAGUGGACAAAAAU